This is a messenger RNA of Orussus abietinus, 2447 nucleotides long. RefSeq names its product dnaJ homolog subfamily C member 21. Gene Ontology annotation, cellular component: cytoplasm. The coding region runs from base 337 to 2277 and encodes 646 amino acids. The record is from RefSeq and is a predicted model, not a curated record. Gene Ontology annotation, molecular function: nucleic acid binding; zinc ion binding. Lineage: Eukaryota; Metazoa; Arthropoda; Insecta; Hymenoptera; Orussidae. The transcript is spliced from 2 exons.
GGCAGGUCAGAGAGCACAUUUGUUGCAUACAUACUUGCAAUUAUAUUUAGAUUUGAUCGCAUCAGUUUUAUGUAGAAUUACACGUAAUAAACUUUAUUUUACUUUAAUCGGAGGAGUUCCAUGUCGCCAUGCUAAAUUCACGAGCGUUCGUACAUUCAUAACCUCUAAGUUCUGUCUGCCAGAGGUAGUGAGUAAACGUCAUUUAAAGAACAAUUGUAAACAAAUUAAAAACAUCAAGAAAGUAUUGUUAAGUUUCAAAGAGACUCUACCAAGAUCUUCGGUACAACCUCGUCUUCGAGUGCAAAAAGUACCAAUACUUGAAGAGGUUAACGUAUCAUGAAGUGCUACUAUGAAGUACUAGGAAUUCCUCGAGAUGUUUCCGGAGAAGACUUGAAGAAAGCUUAUAGGAAGCUUGCACUAAAAUGGCACCCUGAUAAGAAUUUAGAUUGUCCCGAAGAAGCUAAGGAUCAAUUUCAACUCGUUCAGCAAGCAUGGGAAGUAUUGAGCGAUCCACACGAAAGGGCUUGGUAUGACAAUCAUCGGGAAGCUAUUUUGAAAGGAGGUAUAGGCAAGGAUUACAAGGACGAUUCUAUAGACCUCUUUCAGUAUUUUUCGACAAGUUGUUUCAAAGGGUAUGGAGAUGAUGAAAAAGGUUUCUAUACAGUCUAUAGGACCGUUUUUGAGAAGUUAGCUGCAGAGGAUGCAGAUUUUCAUAAAGAAGGAGAUUCGGACGAGGAAGUCCCCGGUUUUGGUAAUUCUACCAGCUCGUACGAAGAUGUAGUUCAUAAUUUUUAUGCUUACUGGCAAAGUUAUAGCACUAAACGGUCAUUUGCUUGGCUGGAUUUAUAUGAUAUCCGGGAAGCUCAAAAUAGGAGGGUGGUAAGGCUUAUGGAGAAGGAGAACAAGAAAGUGAGAGAAAAAGCAAAGAGAGAGAGGAACGAACAAGUCAGAAAUUUGGUAGCAUUUGUACGAAAGCGUGAUAAACGGGUACAGGCACAUGCACAAAAACUUGCAGAUCGGGCAAAAGAAAAUGCAAAAAAGGCACAGGAGCGCCAAAAACAGCAACUAUUGGAAAGACAACAGCAGAUGAAAAAUUAUACCGAGUCAGAGUGGUCCAAGUUUUCUAAUAUUGAAAAGGAGUUGAAGAAUAUUGAGUCAAAUCUAGCUGCCGAGUUUGGCGAAGAGUUAUCUUCCUCUGGAAAUUCUGAAAAUGAGGAUUCUAUUCAAGAUAACAAUGCUCUCUACUGUGUUGCAUGUAAUAAAAUUUUCAAAACUCAAAAGGCAUUUACUAACCAUGAGAAUUCAAAGAAACAUAAAGAUAAUGUAUCAACAAUGACAGCAUCAUUGAUCAAGGAUGACAAUGAGUUUACCGGUGAUAUCAGUGAUAGUGAUUCGGAUUUAGAAAAUAAAUUAAAGUGUUCAAACUCUAGUAAUGUUCGUUCAGAAAAUGUAAAGCUGGCUACAGGUCCAGAAAUGCCAGAUUUUAUUAUUAAUCCAAUUCAAACUACAUCUAAAAUUGAAUGUAAUGAUACCUCGGAAGGUGAAAGGAUAUCAGGGUCGGAGUCCAAUAGCGAUGAUCUUAAUUAUAAUGGAAAUAGUAAAGAAAAUUUUACUACAAAAAAAGGAUAUGUUGUACCUGAAUCACAGAUGGACAAUGUUGGAUUUGUAAUUUCAAAACCAUCCGAUGCACAAAAUGACUCUAAAACUUCGGAAGGAGAAUUAAUAUCGGACCAAGAAGGUGAAGAAAUUGUUAGACCAAAGAAGCAGAAGAAGAAAAAGGGAAGAUCUAUCCAAAAAGUAGUGGUAGAUGAUGACAGCGACGAGCACGCGGAUCUGGAUAAUCUGCUUGGAUUAUCAAAAAAGCAACGUGUAAAGGAAAAUGAAAGUGAAAUCAUAGAUGAGAGUAAAGAAGAGGAAAUUGAUAAUAGAGUUAUCGAUAAAGGUACAGUCGAACAAUCGAAUAGUGCUGUUUUAGGAGAUAAUUCUAAAACACCAUCGCAAGUGAAAACGAAGGGAAAGAGGGCGAAGGAAAUGAAGAAAGCUCAGAAGCAGUCAGUGGCAGAAAGUAAAGGAAAAUCCAAUGCUAAAAGUACUGGGGUGAUGGUUGAUGUCGAGCAUUGUUGCGUGACAUGCAAAGCAGAAUUUCAAAGCAAGAAUCAAUUGUUUGAACAUUUAAAGACAACAGGACAUUCGGUGUAUAUUCCCGAUGCAAUGAAGAAGAAGAAAAGUUCUCAGAAAACUAAAGGAUGGAAGAAAGCUGAAAAAAGCAGUGAUUGAAAUUCAAUUUCAUGAAACAUUAGAAAGUUUGAGUAAUUUAUUACUCUUAACUAGAGAACGAAGGAAGUUUUCAUUAAUAAACAAUCAUCCACAAAACAUGAUUUCGUAUUUUUCUUAAACUCCAAUUCCAAAGCUUGUUCAUUUCUUUUUCCCAUCCAGAAAAUAUAGGU